CGUGGAGUCCGAGUCACCGCAAACUUGGCAGGAGACGAAGCCCUCGCUGUUUACCGAGGCGCGUGUCACACCGGCAUACAAAGCUGCCUCGCGCUGCAUCUCCUUUUAAUCCCGUCACGGACAUCAGCGUGCGCCUCGCGAGACCCGGUGUUACGGCGCUAGUGAACUAGUCCACUCUUUUAUACUUUCGCGUUUCGUAGCGGGCACAUUGUAUUUUUUUUAAACAUCUGUAUGGUCUGAAACAAAGACGUACUGUGGGCUAUCUCUGCGAAGAGAGAGACUGGCUUCAUUGGUUACCAGAGUUCAGUGAGAUGCGUGAACUUUUCACGCGGUUGUGUGUCACUUAUGGUUCAGCUCGGCGACUCCUAUGAAGACCUCAGACAUUAAUAAUUAUAAGGACAAUGGAUAACUUUUUCACAGAGGGUUGUCGUGUUUGGCUCUGGGUGGACGAUCAUUAUGUACCCAGCACUGUGGAUUCAUGUUCUGGUGGUGUGGUGGUGUUUAACACAGACUAUGGACAGGUGUACACCUAUAAACAGAACGCCGUCAGCAGGCAGAGGGUUUAUCCCAUGCACAGCAGCAGUAUUUCUGGGGUAGAGGACAUGGCAACCCUGCAGGACCUGCACGAUGGGGCCAUUCUACACAACCUGCAGCUCCGUUACACACAGAAGAGUAUUUAUACAUAUAUUGGCUCUAUUUUAGCAGCAGUGAACCCAUAUCAGUGUCUGGCCGAUCUGUACGAUGACACAGCCGUUGGGCGAUACAGCCGACAUCACCUUGGGGAGAUUUCACCCCACAUCUACGCCAUAGCCAAUGAGUGCUACAGAUCGCUGUGGAAGCGUUCGAACAACCAGUGUGUGCUCAUCAGUGGGGAAAGUGGAGCGGGUAAAACGGAGAGCACAAAGAUGAUCCUGCGCUUUCUCUCUGCAAUGAGUCAGCAGAGCGUGGAGCUCUCAACCAAAAAGACUGCAUCAUCUUAUGUAGAAAAGGCCAUUCUGGAGAGCAGUCCUAUCAUGGAGGCUUUUGGGAAUGCUAAAACGGUUCAUAAUAACAAUUCUAGUCGCUUUGGGAAAUUCAUCCAGCUUCAUUUCAGCCAGCAAGGAAACAUCCAGGGGGGAAAAAUCACAGAUUACCUUUUAGAAAAGAAUCGAGUUGUCCGUCAGAAUCCCGGUGAAAGAAAUUUUCACAUAUUUUACGCUCUGUUGGCUGGAACCAGCGCUGAGCAGAAGGAGGCGUUUUCUCUCUCACCUCCUGAGAACUUUCAUUAUCUGGCUCAGUCAGGAUGUAUGAAGGACAAAGCCAUCGAUGACUCUGAGACUUUUCAGGAAGUGCUGAACGCUCUGAGAACGAUGCAGUUUGGGGAAGAAAACAUCAAGGAGGUGUUGAAGCUCUUGUCAGGAAUUUUGCAUGUGGGGAACAUUGAGUUUUUAACUGCGGGUGGAGCUCAGGUUUGCUCUAAAACAGCUCUCAGUAAAUCUGCAGAUCUCUUGGGUUUGGAUUGUGCCCAGUUUGCUGAAGUUUUGACUCACAAAUCCAUGAUCCUCAGAGGAGAAGAGAUCAGCACACCUCUUACUGUCGAGCAGGCGGUGGACUCCAGGGACUCUAUGGCGAUGGCUCUCUAUUCUCAGUGUUUCGCUUGGAUCAUUCGUAAAUUAAACAGCCGUAUCAAUGGUAUUGAAGACUUCAGAUCCAUCGGCAUCCUUGACAUAUUCGGCUUUGAAAACUUUGAGGUGAACCGGUUUGAGCAGUUCAACAUCAACUAUGCAAAUGAAAAACUGCAGGAGUAUUUCAAUAAGCACAUUUUCUCCCUGGAACAACUUGAGUACAACAAAGAAGGACUGGUCUGGGAUGAUGUCAACUGGAUGGACAACGGAGAGUGCCUUGAUCUUAUAGAAAAGAAGUUGGGUCUGCUGGCUCUCAUAAAUGAGGAAAGUCAUUUUCCUAAAGGCACAGAUGAAACACUGCUGGAAAAACUCCAUAGUCAGCAUUCUAGGAAUCAGUUUUAUGUUAAACCCCGUGUUGCAGUUCAUCAGUUUGGCAUCAAGCACUAUGCAGGAGAGGUUGUAUAUGACGUACGAGGGAUCCUAGAGAAGAACAGAGACACGUUCAGAGAUGAUAUUCUCAACUUACUCAGGGAAAGCAGGUUGGAUUUUGUGUAUGAACUCUUUGAGAGAGUCAACACGUGGACGGGGCAGGACACAGUCAAGUGUGGAUCAAAGUAUCGCCGACCUACUGUUAGCUCCCAGUUUAAGAAUUCAUUGCACUCCCUAAUGUCCAACCUGAGUACAUCCAAUCCAUUCUUUGUGCGCUGCAUUAAACCCAACAACAACAAGAUGCCCGAUCAGUUUGAGCAUUCUGUAGUUCUCAAUCAGCUGAGAUAUUCUGGGAUGUUGGAGACCGUUAAAAUCAGACGUUCCGGUUUUCCGGUUCGUAGAACUUUCAAGGAUUUCUGCUCCAGGUAUUACGUGUUGAUGAGGGGCGUGGCUUUGUCAGAUGACCUCAGGGGGCGGUGCCAGCUCUUGCUGCAGCUCUAUGACAACAGCGGGGUUGAAUGGCAGCUGGGAAAAACCAAAGCAUUUUUAAAAGAAAGUUUGGAGCUUCGGUUGGAGAAGCAGAGAGAAAAAGAAGUGCUCAAAGCGGCAUCUAUUAUCCAAGCGCACAUACUGGGCUACAGAGCACGGACACAGUACAGGCGUCUACUGCAGUGCAUUGUGGUCGUUCAGAAAAACUACCGUGCAAUGUUUUGGCGCCGGCGUUUCCUUAUGAUGCGAUGGGCCACUAUUACCCUACAGAAGAGGCUCAGAGGUCAAAGGGCACGGCGACUUUACGCGCUCCUCCUGGAGGAGAAGAGAAGGAGAGAAGAAGAAGAACAGAAGAGACGAAAAGCAGAACAGGAGGCACUAGAGAGAGAGAGACAGCGGUUGGAGCUGGAGAUCCAAGCACGAGAAGAGGAGGCACGAAGAUUAGAGGAGGAGAUUCGCAUAAAGAGUUUAUCUCCCGAUCCAAUACCACCAGACGUUAUCACACCAGAAGACGUCCCACCUGAGUGUGGCUCUAUAGCAGAGAAUUCAUUGGUGGAGGAGGUGCUUGACGCUGUGUUUGAGAACGAGACGAACCAGGCAACCCAGGUGGAGGAGAUCUUACGUCUAGAACGAGAAAUUGAAGGUCUCCGGCGACAAAAAGAGGCUCAGGAGCAGAGCCUGAAUGCGCAGUCGCUGCAGCGUCUGCAGUGGCUGCGCGAUCAGGAGCUGCGCAGACUGGAGGAAGAGGCCUGCAAGGCCGCGCAGCAGUUCCUCACCUCGCUGAACUUCGAUGAGAUCGAUGAGUGUGUCCGCAACAUUGAGAGCUCGCUGGUGGGGCCUGAUGGCUCACCACAGGGAGGAAGCAGAGGUGAGGAAGAGGAAGAGGUGGAUGAAGGGCUUGGCGUGGAAGAAGAUGGAUUUAAAGACUCUCCGAACCCCAGCGAGCACGGGCACUCGGAUGGCCAGCGCACUAGCGGUAUCCGCACCAGCGACGAUUCGUCAGAGGAGGAUCCUUACGCCAACGAUCGCAUGCCCCCACCUCCUCCCCCGCUCAACAUAGCCUUUUACGGUCCGCCUUCUUGUGGCACCGGCUAUUCUCACAUGGUACAGGAAGAGGAGACGGAGCUAAUCCCACCUGAUGAAGACUCUGAUUAUGAUGCAGAUGAUUAUGAUGGUGAAGGUGGGCUUAUCAUGCGACCUCCCAGUCUUCCUCCUCACAACGACCCCUGGUCACGUGACCAACGCAGCUCCUUUGCAACCAGCACCAGUGUUAGUUCAGGGGCGUAUCGCUUUAGCUCAGAAGGGCAACAAUCCUCAUUUGAAGACAGUGAAGAUGAUUUCGAUCGGUUUGACACCGAUGAUGAAUCUUACCGGCGUGAUUCUGUCUAUAGCUGUGUUACUCUCCCCUACUUCCACAGUUUCCUUUAUAUUAAAGGUGGCCUGUUGAACUCCUGGAAACGUCGCUGGUGUGUGUUAAAGGAUGAAACCUUUCUGUGGUUCAGGAGCAGACAGGAGGCUCUCAAACAGGGCUGGUUGAUGAAGAAGGGCGGGGGCUCGUCCACGCUCUCACGACGCAACUGGAGACGCCGCUGGUUCGUCCUGCGACAGAGCAAACUCAUUUAUUAUGAGAAUGACACAGAGGAGAGGAUGAAAGGCAUGCUGGACAUGCACGAAGCCAAAGAGAUUAUUGAUGUAACAGGGAAGGAAAACGGCCUAGACAUCGUAAUGCCGUCGAGAACAUACCACCUCAUCGCAGAAACAGCAGAGGAUGCCAGUCAUUGGUUCAGCGUGUUGAGUCAAGUGCACACGUCUACAGAACAGGAAAUACGAGAGAUGCACGACGAACAAGCAAAUCCUCAAAAUGCUGUCGGCACGUUGGACGUGGGGAUGAUUGACUCUGUAUGUGCAUCUGAUAACCCAGAAAGGCCAAACUCAUUUGUGAUAAUCACAGCACAUCGGGUGUUACAGUGCAUGGCUGAAUCAGCGGAGGAAAUGCAUCACUGGAUCACGCUGCUCCAGCGUACUAAAGGAGACACACGUGUACAGGGUCAAGAGUUCAUUGUCAGGGGUUGGCUAUAUAAAGAGAUUCGUGGCAGCAGUCGUGGGAAUCUUAAACUGAAGAAGCGUUGGUUUGUGCUGACUCAUAAUUCUGUGGAUUAUUAUAAAAGCUCGGAGAGAAACGCCCUGAAAUUGGGCUCUCUGGUGCUUAAUAGCCUCUGUUCUGUGAUCGUCCCUGACGAGAGCGUCUUCAAAGAGACCGGCUACUGGAAUGUGAGCGUCUUUGGCCGCAAACAUUCAUACAGGUUGUACUCGAAGCUGCAGACAGAGGCUAGUCGAUGGGCUGGCGCUGUACAGACCGUCAUCGACAGCAAACCACUCAUUGAUACACACACACAGCAACUUGUACUGGACAUCAAGGAGAACUGUUUGAAUUCAGAGGUGGUAGAGCAAAUCUAUAAGAGGAACCCAAUACUCCGUUACACACACCACCCUUUGCAUACAGCACUGCUACCCUUACCUUAUGGAGACGCCCAGCACAGCUCCGAUAAAGGGAGAAGUUAUGGCACCUUGCAGGCCGAGGCCCUGAAGCUCUUCGGUGUUCUUCAUCAGCUGGAAAACGAGGCCAAUCCCAUUUCUCACAUCCAAAAUCUUCUCCAAACUGUACAUGACUUGCGACCCCUCAGAGAUGAACUCUUCUGUCAGCUCAUCAAACAGACGUCACAUCCUCCCAAACCUGCUGGAACCGCCCACAUCAGUGGCUGGCGAAUCAUAGCCUGCAUGUGCUGCACAUUUAGCCCCGCCUCCAGAAGUAUCCUUAAAUACCUGAAAUUUCAUCUGAAGAGGACACGAGAGCUUUACCCGGGCACAGAGAUGGACCGCUACGCGGUGUAUUCCCAAGAGGCUUUGAGACACGUGCGAGGACGAGAGUAUGUCCCUUCACAGGAGGAGCUGAGGGCCAUUCUCAGCAGACAGGAAAUGACAUCGACUGUGUACUGCCAUGGCGGAGGGUCCUGCAAAAUCACCAUUAACUCACACACGACUGCAGGCGAGGUCGUGGAGAAGCUGCUGAAAGGUCUCUCCAUGGAGGACUGUAAGAACAUGUUUGCUCUGUUUGAACAUAAUGACACCAUAGACAGAGCCAUAGAAAGCAAGACUGUGGUGGCCGACGUCCUCGCCAAGUUUGAGAAGUUGGCGAAUAAAGGAGAGGAAGGAGAGGGUUGGAAGUUUUAUUUUAAACUUUUCUGCUUCUCUGAACCCGAAAGUGUUCCUACAGAUAGUGUGGAGUUUGCCUUCAUGUUUGAGCAGGCUCAUGAAGCUGUCAUAAAAGGUCAAUAUCCUGCUCCAGAAGAGACCCUGCAGUUCCUGGCCGCCCUCCGUUUGCAGUAUCUAUUAGGAGAUUACACUACCCAGAAUGCCUUGCCUGAGUUGGAGCAGGUGUUCCCCAUGGCCCGUCUGCGCGCUCGAGUACAGCAGUCCGCCCGUAGCUUCGCAUCCGGAAACGGCAGCGCUAGCACGCCAUCCACGGAAAGAAAGAGGAGUAGUUUCCUGGAAGGCACGCUGAGGCGGAGCUUCCGAGGGUCACUGGGGCGACAGCGCCAAGUGGAAGGGCCUGCAGCCAUAGAGGCGUGGCUACAAGAUGAAAAGGCGGGAUUAACAAGUUGUUUGGUGGAGAAAUGGCGCAAACUGCAGGGUAUGGAACAGGAGCAAGCCAUGACGAAAUACAUGGGUCUUAUCAAGGAAUGGCAGGGGUAUGGCUCCACCCUCUUUAACGCGGAGUGUGCAGAUGGUGCGUAUCCAGGAGAGCUCUGGUUAGGCGUGAGCCGUAAGGGCGUGUGUGUGUACAAGCGCGGAGAGGCGUGGCCUCUGGAGCUGUUUUCGUAUGAGGCUAUUCUGUCCUUUGGUGCACCGCAGCCUAACAUCUACAAGAUCAGUGUGGAGGGACGCGAGCUGCUUUUUAACACCAACAUGGUAAUGGACAUUGCAAAGCUCAUGAAGGCUUACAUCAGUCUAAUAGUGAAGAAACGUUUCAGCACUUGUCAGUCCAUCAGCAGCCACGGUAGCAACUGGUGAUCCCUGACCUUUAACCUCACCAGUCACCACUAGUAUAUUUUUACACACAUGCAAAUUCCGUAUGUACAUGUGCCUUUAUACAUACAUAAGCUAACAGGACAGAUGUAAUUACAAAAUGCAUGACCCAUUUAUGCAAAAGAAUAACAUACUGUAUAAACCAAAGACAAUAUCAAAACCGUAUCAUUUCCCACACACACACAUCCCGUUGCGUACAGCCUGAGCCCCGUAUGUUGCCUUAAUAUUCCUGAUUUGUUUAGAGUCCAGACACAUUUCUUUGGAAUUCUGCGGGCAGAAAUUCCAGUAAUAAAUAACCAGUGCCUUAAAAAAAAUCUUUACAUACAUCCUAUAAGUGCCCUAUAAAAGUCUAUGUGACAGUGAUCAUGUGCAAUGUUUAUAUUAGUUGUUAUAUAUUUCUGUAUUUCUGGAGCUGUAUAUUUUAUAGACCUUUCUGUGUACUUUGAUAACGCUAUUGGAAUUAUGCUUUUUCUGGUCCUAUUAUUUUUGUACUUUGAGCGUAUAAAAAAAACGAAAACAGCAGGAAUAUCUUUCCCAUUUUGUAUCUUUACUGUGUAUUAGUUUUUAGGCAAUAAAUGUAACAAAAUUCAAAAGGCUUUUACAUUCAUUAAAAUGUACAUCCAGAACUGCUCCAAUACAAAAGCAUCUCUGUUUAACA
Paramisgurnus dabryanus is the source of this 7266-nucleotide messenger RNA. It is a transcript of the gene myo10, whose product is annotated as myosin X. NCBI's taxonomy places the organism in Eukaryota, Metazoa, Chordata, Actinopteri, Cypriniformes, Cobitidae. Gene Ontology annotation, biological process: regulation of cell shape; cytoskeleton-dependent intracellular transport; regulation of filopodium assembly. The record is from RefSeq and is a predicted model, not a curated record. Gene Ontology annotation, molecular function: ATP binding; plus-end directed microfilament motor activity; phosphatidylinositol-3,4,5-trisphosphate binding. Gene Ontology annotation, cellular component: cytoskeleton; filopodium; myosin complex.